Messenger RNA from Misgurnus anguillicaudatus (oriental weatherfish), 4301 nucleotides. It is a transcript of the gene lmln, whose product is annotated as leishmanolysin-like (metallopeptidase M8 family). Gene Ontology annotation, cellular component: membrane; cytoplasm. The record is from RefSeq and is a predicted model, not a curated record. Gene Ontology annotation, biological process: cell adhesion; proteolysis. Lineage: Eukaryota; Metazoa; Chordata; Actinopteri; Cypriniformes; Cobitidae. Gene Ontology annotation, molecular function: metalloendopeptidase activity.
UCACAUCGUUCUGGGUUUAUGGGUAAAGCCGGUUUAUUGAACAGCUGAUUUAGUUUCCUCUCGGAACAUUUUGAAUUUUGUGUGAUAUCGAGGGAAAUCAUGCAGGAUGACAGGAGGGAGAUAUGAAUGAUAAAGCGUUGAAGGAUGGCUUCAGGAUGGCAGCAGACCGGAUCAGUUAGAGCUGCUUUACUCUUAAGCAUCAUAAUCAUCAUCAGCAUCGGCGCACGAGCGCACACCUGUAACCAUAAAGUGCCCCUGCACACAGAGGUUGUACAUCAAGUGUUUCUGAAGCCAGAUAGAUUGGCCAAAAGAAGCACUGACCAGCAGUUAAGGAUCCAGAUCGAGUAUGACUCCAGUUUGGAUUGGUUGGAUGAAGACAAAAGCAGUCUUGUGAAGGACAAGCUCCUCCCACAGGCCAUUGAUUAUCUUCAGAAGGCCUUUAGUGUUCGUAGGCAGUCUGGUCCAGUGUUACUGAGCAGACAAUGCGCAACGAAUCAGUACCUUAGGAAAAGAGAUGAUCCGCACCGGUACUGUCAGGGUCCAUGUGCAAACAUCACCAAGUGUGGUCCGGUUAUUGUGCCUGAACGACAUUUGCAGCAAUGCAGGGUGUGUAGUGAGUCAGGGAAGUCCUGUGGCCCGGUCGGUCCUCCUGAUGGUGAGGGGGUGGAGAGGGCGGACUUUGUGCUGUACGUAAGUGCGAUGACCACAGAGCGUUGUGGGCAAGAGAACAUUGUCGCAUAUGCAGCAUACUGCCAACUGGAAUCUGAACUAGACAGGCCCAUCGCUGGAUAUGCCAAUCUGUGUCCAAAUAUGAUAUCUACUCAAGCUCAGGAGUUUGAAGGGAUGCUGUCCACAGUCAAGCAUGAGAUCAUACAUGCCCUGGGUUUUUCUGCAGGCCUCUUUGCCUUUUAUCACGAUGAUGAUGGGAAUCCUUUGACGCCACGGUCUGCAAGCGGUCUGCCGGCAUACGAUGAAAGUUUAGGGUUAUAUCAGUGGAGUGAUAAAGUCAUUAAAAAAGCCACGCGGCUGUGGGAUGUCCGAGGUGGCCACAUGGUCCGGCACAACGUCCAUGUUCUGGUUACUCCACGUGUAGUGGAGGAGGCCAGAAACCAUUUUAAUUGCCCCAUUCUUGAGGGCAUGGAACUGGAGAACCAAGGAGGCGCUGGCACAGAGUUCAACCACUGGGAAAAGCGUCUUUUAGAGAACGAGGCUAUGACCGGAUCUCACACACAAAACAGAGUAUUUUCCAGAAUAACUUUGGCUAUAAUGGAGGAUACAGGGUGGUAUAGGGCCAAUUACAGCAUGGCAGAAAAUCUGAAAUGGGGAAAAGGUUUAGGCUGUGACUUUGUGAUGAAAAGCUGCAAAUUCUGGAUAGACCAACAUCAAAAUAGGAGGCCGGCGCUUAGCCCGUUCUGUGACUCUGUAAGGAUGGCAUCUUUGCAGCUCACCUGCAGGCAGGACCAGCUGGCAGUGGCCUUCUGCAACCUGCAGAAGUUUUCUUAUGCACUUCCUCCAGAAUACCAGUACUUUGAUCGUAUCCCUGGUGUUGCUGAGGAGGAUUUAUCAUCAUAUGGAGGGGCGGUGGAGAUCGCAGACUACUGCCCCUUCAGCCAGGAGUUCAGCUGGCAUGUAGAUGGGAAGUACCAGCGCAGUUCUUACUGCAGAAUACAGGAGAACCAACCAGCUUCUUGGAGAAACUAUGGGGCAGAACAGUACGGCCCAGGAUCGGUUUGUGUGUACCAGAAGACAGCUUUUGUGAUGGAGCAGUGCACCAACCGUAUGACUUCCCCGGACUGGGGCAGUGGAUGCUAUAAGGUGUCUUGUUCACCCCAGGGUCUGUUUGUUUGGGUGCAGAAUGAGUCCUAUCCGUGUGUUCGUGCGGGUCACGUGGUCAGUGUGAGUGUGCGGAUGAACGGGUGGGUCUACAGUGGGCAGCUCAUUUGCCCCGCCUGUGCUGAUUUCUGCAGCGAUUGCCCGCCUCCUCACGAGAUCCCUCCUGUAAACAUCACCAAAAGUGCUCGCUUAGAUCCUUGUUCCAGCUCUUCCUGUUUGAUGGUGAACUUAUGGAUGCUCCUGUUUAAUCUUAUUCCACUAAUGGCUGGCUUCCUCCUUUGUGUCAGAGAUUAAAUUCGGUACUGAUUCUGACAGGUGGAUACAGGCGCCUCGCUGCCAUAGACUUCCCUUGAGGUAUAGCUGCUGUGAUCCGAGUACUCUUCUCUGUAUGUGCAGGUGUAGAAGGGAUUGAAAAGCCAUCGAUUGCUCACCUCAGCAUGUUUUGUCACGUGCCAGUGAACCGCAGAUGCAACGAGAAGCCAUAGUCAUGCAGGCUGCAUUUAGCAGCGCUGUUAUGCAGGUGCUAAUUAAUGUUCCCUUGUCUCGCUGGUAGCAUUUUGGGUCAUGAAGUAAGCAUUUGGCUGAGAAUCAGAUUUUUUUCUCUGGUGUCCUGCCGUGGUGCUUCUCUGUUGACCUGUGAAAAUAGUUCCUGGUGACGUUACGAUCAGUUUCGAUUACUGUAGGUCAUGUGAAUGAUGGUGUUUGUGAAUUUGCAUGGAGAAGUCUGCGUGAAACAUCCAUUUAUUGAUGCUUUCUUUUUCGUUUGUAGAAGUUUUGAAUGUGGGUAUAAUGUCUAAGUUAAGUAGUUUUUGAAGAGGUUUUAAAACAUUUUAUAUGCAGUGGGGCCCAAAAGUCUAUUACUUACAAAAAAGAUUUAGGACUUUUAGGCCUGGUUUCACAGACAAGGCUUAGCUAAAGCCAGGACUAGGCCUUAGUCAGAUAAAGAUGUUUAAACAUUCCUUAGAUAAAGACGUUACUGUUGUGUAUCUUGAGACAUAUCUAUGGCACUGGUAGUGCAAGUUAUUUUCAGUUGAGAGAGACAGCUCAAACAUUUGUUUUAGUCUAUGACUAGCCUGAAGCCUUGUCUGUGAAACCGGAGGUUAAAAUGGUAAACAAAGUUAUGAAACAAGAAAUAUUUUAUAUUCUGCACUAUUCCAAGGUCUUCAAUGAACUAAAACACAUUUUUUUUUUUUUUUUUUUUGCACAGUAGGUCAGACUUACUUUUGGAAAAUUCUUACGAUACAUUCACACGGGGCAUAAGCGUUAACGCUUGAAGGAAGACUUGUCUGAAGCGUGGCCAACAGCCAAUCACAGUGGCCGCUACACAUGCUCCGGUCUUUCAUAAACGUAAUUGGCUGGCUCUGCCUAGGUUAUUUGGAUAAGGCAAUCUGAUUGGCAGACGCACGCAUUGCCGCUUGAAAAGUUGAGAAAUGUUCAACUGCUACCGCGAGCAACGGCAGUGAUGCGGCGCCAACGAAUCCACAGUUCAGUUCGGCAACGCAUGACGUUACCCAUUAAAAGUGAAUGGGAAGCGUUAGCAUUUAGGCCCCAUGUGAAUGUACCGUUAAAGGGUACUUUAACUAUAAAGACUUGUAUGCUUUAAUACUUUAUAUUUGCCUUUAACUACUAAAAUCCAAUGAUAGAACACAUAAAAUUUGUAGCAUUAAAUGUAAUACUUAUUUUAACCUAUGGAGGCCGCCAUUAUGUUUUGCGCAUAGUGCAUUCUGGUUUGAUAAUGUAUAAUAAUUGUCGCAAAUAUAUUACUAAAGUUUACUACAGUAAAUACUAUGGUAUCCACUAUAGUUUUUUUAUGUAAGAAUGUCUUACUUCCCACUCUUAGCUCCCAGAUUGUCUUUAUUUUGAUCAUCUUUCAUUUGUAUGUUUUCUGUAUUCUUCAUCACUUAUGUUACUCUACAUCAAUGGUUUAUAUUGAAAGGGCUGCACAAGACGUUAAUAUUUAUAUUUUCAAUGGCAUCCAACUCUUAUCUUCUGUUUUACAUAAUUUUACAACAAAUUCAUUCAUAAAACUAAUCCCAGUGUUAAUCUAUUAUGCCAUACAUAUGUUUAUAGUUGGCGUACCCUUUAAAUCAUAACCGCCCCAUGGAGUUCAUACUAGCUUUAAUGCUGUUAUUAAAGUGUCAACUUUUUAAUUUAACUUUUUAUGCUAAUAAUAUUAUAAUUGCACACUUGUUUUUGUAAAUUAUGAAAUUAUCAGACAUUUGGACCCCUUUGUAUAUGUGUAGUUAUUUCUAGACAAUUCUUACAAAUGGUUAUUUAACAAAACUCAGUCUCUGAUUCUCUAUUUAUCUUGUAAUGUGUUGCCAGGUUUGUGUUGUAAAGGGCUGUGCUAACAAGGGUUGCAAAUUUUACAUAUUGUCUUCUAACAAUUAGUUGUGCAUAUCUCAGUCUGCAGGAGAUGAGCUGAAAUAUAGUUUUUUCAUGAAUUUACAGUAAAACAUUUAAUAUUA